Messenger RNA from Spinacia oleracea (spinach), 1956 nucleotides. RefSeq lists its product as uncharacterized. The transcript has 5 exons. Bases 254 to 1744 code for a protein of 496 amino acids. The record is from RefSeq and is a predicted model, not a curated record. Gene Ontology annotation, molecular function: protein binding. Gene Ontology annotation, cellular component: Cul4-RING E3 ubiquitin ligase complex; cytoplasm. NCBI's taxonomy places the organism in Eukaryota, Viridiplantae, Streptophyta, Magnoliopsida, Caryophyllales, Amaranthaceae.
AAAAAAAUAGAAAUUGUACUAGCAAUUGCUCCAUGAUCCUUGAUCAUCAAUUCUUCUUAAAAAAAAAAAAAUUGCAGUAAACAGAAAAGGAGAGACACUGAGUCACUGACACCGAUCAAAGUCCUUCCAUUUUCUCUCUCUUGUCAUGAUUCUUCCCUUUUAUCAUCAAUUGAAAACCCUAAUUAUUUCUCCAAACCAUAGAAAACAUUAAGAAUCUGAAUUGAGUUAAUCAAUCAAUCAAUUAAUAUCCAGAAUGGGUGUAAAGAGGCCGAAAAGUGGGCAUGAGAAGGCAAUUGUGGAUAUUUGGCAAAGAGAAGUUGGACAACUCUCUUCUAGAAGCUUUGCUCAUCGCCUCGCCGCUUCUGAAGAUCUUGUUCUAAGACUUGAUAUUUUGAGGAAGCUGGAAAAGCAUAGAGGCUGUGUCAAUACAGUGGGCUUCAACGCGUCUGGUGACAUUCUUGUGUCUGGCUCUGAUGACAGAAAAGUUAUAUUAUGGGAUUGGGAAGUUGGCCAUGCCAAACUCUCAUUUCAUUCUGGUCAUUGUAACAACGUGUUUCAGGCGAAAUUCAUGCCUUUCAGUGAUGACAACAUCAUUGUUACUUGCGCAGCAGAUGGCCAGGUUAGACAGGCACAAAUUCUUGAAGGUGGGCGUGUGGAGACCUCUUUGCUUGGUAGGCAUGAAAGUCGAGCUCACAAGUUGGCUAUUGAACCUGGAAGUCCUCACAUAUUUUAUACUUGCGCCGAAGACGGAAUGGUUCAGCAUUUUGAUCUGAGAACUAAAGAUCCUACAAGACUUUUUACCUGCCAUUCAACUUUUGAGUGGAGGAGUAACUUGACAGUUGUGCAAUUAAACACCAUUGCAAUUGAUCCUAGAAGUCCUAAUCUGUUUGCUGUUGGAGGGUCUGACGAUGAGUAUACUCGGGUUUAUGAUAUCCGGAAAUAUAAGUGGGAUGGUUCAACUGAUUUUGGCCAACCCGUAAACUUUUACUGCCCUCGACAUUUGGUUGGUAGUAAGCUAGUAGGGAUAACAGGUUUGGCAUUUUCUGACCAGAGUGAGCUUCUUGUGUCCUAUAAUCACGAGCACAUAUAUCUCUUCGCUAAAGAUAUGGGAUGGGGACCAAACCCUGAUCCGUCAUCUCCUGAGUCAGCAUGCAGUGAUACUGAUGAACCUGGGCAUGAUGAUCCCUUCGAGGCAGCUUCAGCUGUAACAGAUACAGAAAAAAGGCAUGUUCCCCAAGUGUUCAAGGGCCAUCUUAAUCGUGAGACAGUCAAGGGUGUAAGUUUCUUUGGGCCGAAGAGUGAGUAUGUGGCAAGUGGAUCUGAUUGUGGUCGGAUAUUUAUUUGGAGAAAGAAAAAUGGAGAGCUCAUCCGUGUCAUGGAAGCUGAUAAGCACGUGGUUAAUUGCAUUGAGGCACAUCCACAUACUGCAGUUCUUGCCAGUAGUGGAAUUGAGAGUGAUAUCAAGAUAUGGACUCCUAAGGCAGAGGAAAGAGCUACUUUGCCUGCCAACAUAGACGAGUUGAGGCCAAGGCAAAGGGACUGGAUGUAUCAUGUGACUUCGCCUGAGGAGCUGCUUUUGCAAUUAGUUUCACUGGAAAACCGCCUGUCAAGAACAGAGCAAAGCGGAACUUCUGGGUCUGGACAGGACUUCAUAGAACUUAUUCUGUCACUAAGAGGGCGCAAUGGUGGUUCAUCUGAUGAUGGAGGAGAUGAUGACAGUGGCCCUGAAGAUUUCUUCAGCUGAUUCAACUUCAUCUUUCCCUCUCAUGGCAAAGGCCAAAGGGUCAUGAGAUUUUAACUUGUAUAUAUUGUCAUAGCGAAUAAUUAUCAAUUACUCCGCGGUAAUUGUUUAAAUGAUUUAUCUCAUCACAUCACGUCUUUCCUUUUAACUAAAAUCUUCAGCUUCUGCUCUUCAUCUUAUGUGUAUAUAUUAUAUAGCCUUUUUCCCUCUUCUCA